Messenger RNA from Verticillium dahliae VdLs.17, 278 nucleotides. RefSeq lists its product as uncharacterized. Lineage: Eukaryota; Fungi; Ascomycota; Sordariomycetes; Glomerellales; Plectosphaerellaceae. The coding region runs from base 165 to 275 and encodes 36 amino acids. The transcript has a single exon. The record is from RefSeq and is a predicted model, not a curated record.
AGUGAAAGGGGACUCUGCAACUCACAGCAGUGGCGGUCAUGGGUGCUUGGGUUCAACCUGAAUUGGUGGAGAUAGUGGACUUGCUAAUUCCGAAGAACACACUACGAUACACAAUGCUUCCGCACGUGGACGCGAUACCCUUCGCCUUUUCUCCGUGCAAUUCUAUGGUUCUCCAGGCGAGUGACGAGAUACCCAGGCGUCUUGCGCGUGUUCACGUUUCGUGGCGGGAAUCUCGUAACUCGAGCCAAUACCCAGAGGGCAGCCAGACUGAAUGAUGC